Molecule: messenger RNA, 1864 nt
Organism: Lentinula edodes (shiitake mushroom)
Lineage: Eukaryota; Fungi; Basidiomycota; Agaricomycetes; Agaricales; Omphalotaceae
Exons: 1
Coding region: 105-1685 (526 amino acids)
Source: RefSeq, a predicted model, not a curated record
GGUAUCAGGGGCGCAACGCAUGAGGCACAUGUUUAAAGAGUUUAAACUCACUCCACCACCACUACCGUCACCUACGAUAAUUUAUCUUUUCUCCAGUGCUCGCGAUGACUGCAUCUGUUCCCUCUAUCCCGGCUGCUGCUACUACAGCGAACGUUAAACCUGCAGCCCCGAAACCUUCCACGAAGCUUAAUUAUAAUUCUCAAAGUCUUCAGCCGAAAAAGAUACCUCGACGUAGUCAGCCAAUCAUUAACUGGUUUCAGAGGAAACUAGCAGGAACGGUGAAGGCGAAGAGAGAUAGUGCUUCACAAACUGGCUUGCGAAAUCUCGCUAUUCCUGGGCGACCAACGAAUCGAAUCACCUCUUCACCGUUGCCGUCUACUGUGCCUGCACAUGUUAAUCGUCAGCAAGGCCGAUUCGACACAGCUCCUGGAGGCAGACGAAACACAAUCUCAUUGAAUGGCGACGAUGAUUUACGCGAUAGUUCUAUUUCUGAUAGUGGUUGUUCAGACGAUGAGUCACUUGCUCGUGGGUCAGCAUGGACUCCAAGUCGUUUAGAGGCAGAUGAAGAUGCUUCUGUCCGACCUUUACCCCCCAGCUCACCUCCUUCCCCAUCACCCUCUCGUUCAUCCUCUUCCUACCUUUCCGACCCCCGCACAUUCAAAAGCAUCGCUGCUAGCACUAAACCGACGACUCUUUUGAGCGUCGAUGUGCAUGGGGGCAUGGCACAUAUUGCUGAAGCACCACUCACUCCAAAUACCCAAGUGACUCGUUUUCCGCAUGUACGGACAUCAUCCACUUCUACUACUCCCAUUCUUAGCAGCGGAGCGUCCAUCACUUUUUCCGCUCUGCCGCCUUCGCCACAAUCUUCUUCGCGUCCGUCUUCUACUACCACUGCACCGCAGAAUUCUAUGAACUCGGUCCAAGCACCCCUACAUACAACACACCAUCCUCGCAAUAAUCCUCGUCCCUCAUCACCACCGCUGGACAAUGCUUCCAUGUUGACUUUGGCAUCUUCAGCUUAUGCCAUUCCUGGACUUCGAGUGGGUAUGGGGACUCCGAUAGGUUGGAGCUCUGCACCACCUUCAGCCGUCGGUGGAGGCGCUGAUUCAGUAUCUCAAUUUGAGGGUGCCUAUGCGGAUGCAGAAAGCCAGAAUGACGAGGAGCCCCUUGAUGAUAGAGAUGUGGACGCGAGUUUGCGAGCUUUACGGCCACGAAGUACUAGGAGAGGUAGCUGGGAAAGUGAAGUCAGUCGAUGGAGUGCUCGUAUUCAGCCAUCUUUGGUAAGGGAGAGAAGUGUAUGGACUACAAAUAGUGUUCGAACGGGGACACUUGGCACGGACCAGGUUCAUGGCUCGGAAAAGUUGGAUGAGGCUGGGAAUAGUCCUGUUGUUGAAGGCCGACCGAUAACUGAAGAUAUAUCGUCCUCGACGACUGCCCCUUCUGAAGCUGCUGAUGCUCCGACUUCUCCUCACAUCACCAGCCUGCCUGCUACAAAACGGGCUUCUACACCUCAAGAGAAACUUUCCUCGGAAACUGUAGCCCAAGCCGAAAAGCCAGGGGUGGAGAAAACUCCAGAACCUGUAGUGUCCCUACCCAAAACAGCAUUUGCUGUCACUGUAAAUGGUUCCAAGGAAGCCCCAGAAGAAAUUAAGGAUCAAUUUGCUGACACUGCUGGAGUUCAAUGAUCGCUCUCGCUACUACACAUCAUGUAUCUGUUUCUUUUCUGCCUGUCACGUUAUGCCCUGUAAGCUACAUCCCUCAUAUAGUCUCGUUCUUAGUUCACUAUGUAGUGUAUACAUUAAGUAGUCUCGAUGGUCCAUUUCACCCUUCUCUCUUCCAUCACCAAUGAAUAUUCUUGCGGAAG